Molecule: messenger RNA, 1536 nt
Organism: Corticium candelabrum
Lineage: Eukaryota; Metazoa; Porifera; Homoscleromorpha; Homosclerophorida; Plakinidae
Product: zinc finger CCHC domain-containing protein 7-like
Exons: 10
Coding region: 41-1381 (446 amino acids)
Biological process (GO): nuclear polyadenylation-dependent snRNA catabolic process; nuclear polyadenylation-dependent rRNA catabolic process; nuclear polyadenylation-dependent CUT catabolic process
Cellular component (GO): TRAMP complex
Molecular function (GO): RNA binding; zinc ion binding
Source: RefSeq, a predicted model, not a curated record
AGAUGCCCGUAUAACCAUACUUCCUUUAUCACUGACUGUAAUGGACGAUGAAGGAGGAUGGGAUGAAACUAAAUAUCUGGACAGUGAUGAAAUCGACAGUGAGGUAGAGAGUGAGUUACUUAGUCAUCUACAUCAUUCUAAAGAUCUAGAUACGACAGUUGGCAAGCUUGAUGAAUUAUUUGGCACGCCAGUUUCCAUCUGCAGUUAUAAUAGAAAAAUUCCAGCAACUCUACAGUCAGAUCAUGCACGGUUAGUUGAUAUCAACAGUGACACGGAUAAUCACGAGCAAAACACGAAGGACUCUGCAACAGAUGAAUGGAAAGUUGAUGCUGCUGAUACAGCAGCAUUUGUUACACCAACUCGCAAGCGCUACUAUGCUCCUAACAGUGGAGUACGUUGUCACAAUUGUAAUGAGUAUGGUCAUGUAAUGUCAAGCUGCUCGGCAAAGAAAAAAGUUUUCGUCUGCUAUUUGUGUUGCACAGGUGGUCACAUGGCUGCCAGUUGUCCAGACCGAUUGUGUUUCAGAUGUCAAUUGCCAGGCCAUAUAGCUGCUGACUGCACAAACAAAUCAGCCAGUUUUCGUGACAGUUGUCAUCGCUGCUCUCUACAUGGUCAUUUUCAACAGGACUGUCCUGAUCGGUGGAGACAAUACCACAAUACAACGGGUUUGUCAAAGACUUUAGCACAAGUAACACCUGACUGUCGUCCUCGCUAUUGUUACAACUGUGCGAAGAAGGGCCAUGGAGGCUAUGAGUGCCCAAAACCAAGAAUGCCAUACGCUUAUCCUCCAACCAUGCCAGUGGUAGCAAGAUAUGACAAACUUUAUAAGUUGCAUUUGCAUAAGCACAACAAACUAGAAGUAGAAGACCGGAUUGCAACAAAGUCAAAGAAUGUGAGGGAUGACUCCUCUAAAGUUCAGGUGAAUAGACUUGAAAGAAGGAAGAAUGAAACAACACGUAAGCACAAAAAGUCUACAAGGGAAAGGGAAGGGGAAACAAGGAGAGAAAGAGAAAUGAAAGGAGAAAAGGAAAGAGAAAGGAAAAGAGAAAGAAUUCGACAGUCUCCUAAUAAUUUUGAGGAAGUAUCAGCAACAUCCAUGGACUGGAGCUCAACUCCGGAAAGACCAAAACUCAAAAGACAUGACAUUGUGAGUAUUGGUUCUUCGGGCAAGAAAAAAAUUGGGAAAAGAAGACGACAUUUGGACAAUGGCACUUAUGCAACAGUGAAUGGAAGAACUGAAGGCAAGGAUUUCACAUACAGAUCAAUGCCAAUACGUCAAGUAUGGGUGGCACCGCAAGCAGGGAAACGUGAAAGGAAAAGGAACAAGAAGCAAACAAUGAAACAACUGAAACAUGGAGUUCGAAUUGUACAGUUGAAAUAAAGUGAGUGAAAGUGUAUGGCUACUGAAAUUAUUCCUAAUUUUGGUGAUACCGAGUGGUUGGAAUUCACUUUGUAAGUGAAUUGAAUUGCCCCUUUGCUGUAGCUUUGUCAGCAUUGAGAAAUAUAUUUUCCAGCAUUUUAUUUGUUUUUGAAACA